AUGGCCGGUACAAGGAAUUACGAUUUUUUGAUCAAACUGUUGUUGAUUGGUGACUCGGGUGUCGGUAAAUCAUGCUGUCUGCUGCGAUUCAGCGAGGACUCAUUCACUCCGUCGUUCAUUACCACUAUCGGCAUUGAUUUUAAGAUCCGCACUAUCGAACUCGAUGGCAAGCGCGUGAAGCUUCAAAUAUGGGAUACGGCUGGGCAGGAGCGAUUCAGAACAAUUACAACAGCUUACUAUAGAGGAGCAAUGGGGAUUCUCCUGGUUUAUGAUGUCACUGAUGAACGGUCAUUCCAAAAUAUCCGCACAUGGUUUUCCAAUGUGGAGCAGCAUGCGAGUGAAGGUGUUCACAAGAUACUCAUUGGCAACAAGUGUGAUUGGGAGGAGAAGCGAGCAGUAUCGACCGAGCAAGGCCAGCAGCUAGCUAAUGAGCUGGGUAUUCCAUUUCUAGAAGUCUCGGCCAAGAACAACAUCAACAUUGAAAAAGCUUUCUAUGAUCUUGCUUCAGAUAUCAAGAAAGGAAUGGAUUCAUCAAAGUCUGAGCAGGUCAGCUCUCAGGGCGUUAGUAUAGACCAGCAAGGUUCUGGCUUGAACGGCAACACAAGCGGAAAGUGUUGCUAA
Molecule: messenger RNA, 621 nt
Organism: Aspergillus aculeatus ATCC 16872
Lineage: Eukaryota; Fungi; Ascomycota; Eurotiomycetes; Eurotiales; Aspergillaceae
Gene: srgA
Product: Rab family GTPase srgA
Exons: 3
Coding region: 1-621 (206 amino acids)
Biological process (GO): protein localization to plasma membrane; regulation of exocytosis; protein secretion
Cellular component (GO): endosome; plasma membrane
Molecular function (GO): GTP binding; GTPase activity
Source: RefSeq, a predicted model, not a curated record